AAGUACAAAAGAGAGAAGACUAGAAAAAAAAGGAAGAAGCGAGUCCACACGAACGCGCAGAAAAAGGUCAAAGAGGGUUAAAUAAAAAAAAGCUUCUUCUUGAGAAAGUCUCUGCUUGUAAUUUCUCUGGAGAGAGAGAGAGAGAGAUGGGUGCUUCUGCUUCGGUUCCGGAGAGAUCCGUCCAUCAAUUCACCGUAAAGGAUAGCUCGGGGAAGGAUGUGAAUUUGAGCAUUUACCAAGGGAAAGUCCUCCUCAUCGUCAAUGUGGCCUCCAAAUGCGGUUUCACCGAAUCUAACUAUACCCAGCUCACCGAACUUUACCGGAAAUACAAGGACCAAGAGUUUGAGAUCUUGGCAUUCCCUUGCAACCAGUUUCUAUACCAGGAGCCAGGCACAAGUCAAGAAGCUCAAGAGUUUGCCUGUACACGCUUUAAAGCAGAAUACCCUGUUUUCCAGAAGGUAGGUAGAGAUCAGAUCAGGACGCUUGGAUUGAAAGUAGUAACAUAUGUUAAUCCUACGAGAGUGAUAAAAUUUAUCUGGCCAAUCCAGUCCGAAGUUAAUAGUUAG
Messenger RNA from Camelina sativa (false flax), 566 nucleotides. The record is from RefSeq and is a predicted model, not a curated record. Lineage: Eukaryota; Viridiplantae; Streptophyta; Magnoliopsida; Brassicales; Brassicaceae.